Saccharomycodes ludwigii is the source of this 1092-nucleotide messenger RNA. Its product is annotated as elongation of very long chain fatty acids protein. The coding region runs from base 1 to 1092 and encodes 363 amino acids. Lineage: Eukaryota; Fungi; Ascomycota; Saccharomycetes; Saccharomycodales; Saccharomycodaceae. The transcript has a single exon. Gene Ontology annotation, molecular function: fatty acid elongase activity. Gene Ontology annotation, cellular component: endoplasmic reticulum membrane. Gene Ontology annotation, biological process: very long-chain fatty acid biosynthetic process; sphingolipid biosynthetic process; fatty acid elongation, polyunsaturated fatty acid. The record is from RefSeq and is a predicted model, not a curated record.
AUGGAGUGUAUUAAAAAAAUAACAUCGAUUCUUUUGGCUCAGCUUCCACCUCAAUACGUCCCAACAAUAGACCACUUUUUCUUUAAUAUUGAUUUGUGGACCAACUUUGAUUAUUAUAUUACUCUAUUCACAAACGGCAAAUUCAUUCCCUCUGAAUUCAGCUUUAUUCCCAAUGAAACCCCAAUUUCCACCUUGAAAGAGGUGUCUACUUAUAUACUUACCUAUUACAUUAUUAUAUUUGGGUGUAGAUAUAUUUUACAGAAUUACGUGCCAUUGAAGUUAAAAGGAGUUUCCCAAAUACAUAAUUUGCUAUUAACCAGCAUAUCUUUAACUUUAUUAGUAUUAUUUGUUGAACAAUUAAUUCCACUUAUUUAUCGUCAUGGGUUGUAUUUUGCCAUUUGCGACGCACAAGCAUGGUCUCAACCAAUGGUUACUUUAUACUACUUGAACUAUUUAACUAAAUUUGUUGAAUUUACUGACACUUUAUUGUUAGUACUAAAACACAAAAAGUUAACAUUUUUACACACAUACCAUCAUGGCGCUACUGCUUUAUUAUGUUACACUCAAUUGAUUGGCGAAACUUCGAUUUCCUGGGUCCCUAUUACAUUAAACUUGUCGGUUCAUGUUAUAAUGUAUUGGUACUAUUUUUUGGCGUCAAGAGGCAUCAGGGUGUGGUGGAAAGAAUGGGUCACCAGAUUUCAAAUCAUCCAAUUUUUAUUGGAUAUUGGCUUUAUUUAUUUUGCUACUUAUCAAAAGAUCGUUCAUACUUUUGCGCCUCAGAUACCACAUUGUGGUGAUUGUGUAGGGUCUACCGGUGCAACCAUUGCCGGCUGUUGUAUUAUAUCUUCUUAUUUAUUCCUAUUCAUUGCCUUUUAUAUUGAUGUUUAUUUAAGAAGAGGUACAAAAAAAUCAAGAAUCGUGAAGCGUGCUCGCGGUGGUGUAGCUGCUAAAGUCAAUGAAUAUGUUUUAAUUGAUGUUGCUAAUGCUGCCACCCCAUCUCCAUCUCCAGCUCCAAGUUUUAGAAAUAGGAAAUCGAACGGUCAUAAAAAUGGUUCUCACAGGAAACAAAGAGUUCAUGGUUCUCUGAAUUAA